Boleophthalmus pectinirostris (great blue-spotted mudskipper) is the source of this 1365-nucleotide messenger RNA. RefSeq names its product gamma-aminobutyric acid receptor subunit gamma-3-like. Gene Ontology annotation, biological process: signal transduction; regulation of postsynaptic membrane potential; monoatomic ion transmembrane transport. Gene Ontology annotation, cellular component: postsynapse; synapse; GABA-A receptor complex. The record is from RefSeq and is a predicted model, not a curated record. Gene Ontology annotation, molecular function: benzodiazepine receptor activity; inhibitory extracellular ligand-gated monoatomic ion channel activity; GABA-gated chloride ion channel activity. The coding region runs from base 1 to 1365 and encodes 454 amino acids. The transcript has 10 exons. NCBI's taxonomy places the organism in Eukaryota, Metazoa, Chordata, Actinopteri, Gobiiformes, Gobiidae.
AUGACAAUCAAGUUUGCGGGCAUACGUGUACUCCUCCUGGCUCUCCUGGUCGUCUACGGAGCACGUUGUGAUCUACUGGAAUAUGGCGACGAAGAUGAGGAAGAUCAGCACGAUACCGCUGUCAAUCAGCUGUUGGUCCCCAGGUCGCACCAAGCAGACGCUACGAAUAUUCUCAACAAUCUGCUCAAGCAAUACGACAAGACGCUGCGCCCCGACAUAGGAGUGAAGCCAACCGUGAUCGACGUGGGCAUCUACGUGAACAGCAUCGGCCCGGUCUCCUCCAUCGAUAUGGAGUACCAGAUCGAUAUCAUCUUCGCUCAGACCUGGGUGGACACCAGACUUCGGUACAACAGCAGCAGCAUGAGGCUCCUCACACUCAACAGCAAUAUGGUGGGGCUCAUUUGGCUGCCGGACACGAUAUUCAGGAAUUCGAAAACGGCGGAUUCUCAUUGGAUAACGACGCCCAAUCAGCUGCUUCGGAUUUGGAACAAUGGGAAGAUACUCUACACGCUCAGGAUGACCAUCAACGCCGAAUGUCAGCUCCAGCUCCAUAAUUUCCCAAUGGACGAACACUCUUGUCCUCUAGUCUUCUCCAGCUACGGCUACCCACGAGACGAGAUUAUUUACAAGUGGAAGAGGAACUCAGUGGAGACGUCGGAUCAGAAGUACUGGAGGCUGUACCAGUUUGACUUCAUGGGCCUGAGAAACACCACGGACGUGCUCUCCACUACAUCAGGAGACUACGUGCUGAUGACCGUGUACUUUGACCUGAGCAGGAGAAUGGGCUAUUUCACCAUUCAGACGUACAUCCCCUGUAUCCUCACUGUGGUCCUGUCCUGGGUCUCCUUCUGGAUCAAGAGCGACGCCACACCAGCCAGAACUGCUCUAGGUAUCACCACGGUGCUCACCAUGACGACGCUGAGCACGGUGGCGAGGAACUCCCUCCCUCGCGUCUCCUACGUGACGGCGAUGGACCUCUUCGUGACCGUCUGCUUCCUGUUCGUGUUCGCCGCCAUGAUCGAGUACGCCAUGCUCAACUACUACUCCUACAACCACCGACCGCCGCCGCGCAUGCAGAGGAUGGCCUACUCCUCGUUCAACAUGAGCCGCGCGCCCCGGACCAUGAUGCCGAUGGGCAACUCCCUCUUUUGGCACGACUACGAAGACAACUGCUUUUACGAAUGUUUGGACGGCAAGGACUGCAAGAGCUUCUUCUGCUGCUACGAGGAGUGCAAAGAGGGCGGCUGGAGGAGGGGCCGAAUCCACGUCAACAUCCGCGAGCUGGAUUCUUACUCCCGCGUUUUCUUUCCCACCUCUUUCCUGCUCUUUAACAUUGUCUACUGGGUCAGCUACCUCUACCUCUAG